GUUACGCGGCGUUGUCCAAGAUGGCGGCGGGAGGUUUCUGUUUGUGCUCGCUAGUCAGGUUGCUGUGCUCAUUGUUCAUCCCUGGAUUGUUCCUAAGUGGAGCUUUAUGUCUCUGUUUGGUUGUACUACUGUGGGGAAUACGGCUGUGGCUACAACAAAGGAAAAAUCAGUUGGCCUCAACAGGAAAAGAUGGGAAACAUCAAUUGGUUGUUGCAUUUUUCCAUCCAUAUUGCAAUGCAGGUGGUGGAGGGGAGAGAGUCUUGUGGUGUGCCAUAAGAGCACUGCAGAAAAAGUACAAAGAUGCAAUAUAUGUUGUCUAUACUGGCGAUAAAGAUGUCACUGGAGAACAGAUUGUAGAAAGUGCUUUCAGAAGAUUCAACAUCAAAUUAACUCAUCCUGUGAAGUUUGUGUUUCUAGAAAAACGUUACCUUGUGGAGGCCUCUCUUUACCCCCACUUCACUUUACUGGGUCAAAGCUUAGGGUCUGUGUUUCUUGGUUGGGAAGCUCUUAUGAAGUGUGUCCCUGAUGUUUACAUUGACUCAAUGGGUUAUGCCUUCACAUUGCCUCUGUUUAAGUACUUAGGAGGUUGCCGUGUUGGGUGUUAUGUUCAUUAUCCAACUAUCAGCACUGACAUGCUUUCUAUGGUUAGGAGUCAGAAUGCCAGAUUUAACAAUGCAGCCUUCAUUACAAGGAAUCCCCUUCUCAGCAAACUCAAACUUGUCUAUUACUACUUGUUUGCUUUUGUAUAUGGAUUGGUUGGUUCUCGCAGUGAUGUCAUUAUGGUUAAUUCUUCAUGGACCCUAAAUCACAUCCUUUCCCUCUGGAGAGCUGGCGCUUGCACAAGUGUUGUGUAUCCACCUUGUGAUGUUCAGACAUUCCUGGAUAUUCCAUUACAUGAGGAAAAGAGCACCACAGAAUAUUCCAUUGUCUCUCUAGGACAGUUUAGGCCCGAGAAGGACCAUCCUUUGCAAAUCAGAGCCUUUGCUAAAUUCUUGGAAAAGACAGCUCUGGGGCAGCAGUCCUUGCCAAAGCUCAUCCUGAUUGGAGGCUGUCGUAACCAACAAGAUGAGCAGCGUGUAAACAGACUUAAAAAGCUUUGUGAAGAGCUAGGCAUUGACAAAAAGGUGGAGUUCAAAGUAAACAUUCCAUUUGAGGCGCUAAAGCAGUACCUGGCAGAUGCAAUUAUCGGUCUGCACACCAUGUGGAAUGAGCACUUUGGAAUUGGAAUAGUUGAAUGUAUGGCAGCUGGCACAAUUAUUCUGGCGCACAAUUCUGGUGGCCCCAAACUAGAUAUUGUGGUACCCUAUGAAGGACAUAUUACAGGAUUUCUAGCCGAAAAUGAGGACGAUUAUUCUGAGACCAUGGCUCAGAUCCUUUCUUUGUCUCCUGAAAAGAGGCUGGAAAUCAGACAAAAUGCUCGCCAGUCUGUGAACAGAUUUGCUGACCAAGAGUUUGAAGGGGCGUUCCUAUCGUCUGUGGAGCAGUUAUUUAAAUAAAUGUCAUGUUUGUGUACAUGGAUAAAAAUAACUUUUUAUACAUAUGUCACUUGUAAAUAUUUUUUCUAAUUUAUGCAAUAAAGAGUCCUAUACAUCUAUUAGGACAUCAGCUCUGCGCAUUAAAAGAUUUUUAUUAGGGGAGGGAGGAAACCCCAUUCCAUGAAAAUUAACUUUUUUCCAAUGGACUUACAGGACACUACUAAAGUUUCUAAAUUCCUAAUGUUUUCUCAUGAGUAGUAGAGCUGCAUGUGGAAACUCCUCAUAUUUAGGUUAUUUUAAAGUUAUUGUUUUUUUCUUUUGGAAGACUUCUUGCCUUAAAACAACAGGCAGGGAAAACAGAUUG
Messenger RNA from Terrapene triunguis (Three-toed box turtle), 1839 nucleotides. Its product is annotated as GDP-Man:Man(3)GlcNAc(2)-PP-Dol alpha-1,2-mannosyltransferase-like. Bases 21 to 1496 code for a protein of 491 amino acids. The transcript has 4 exons. Gene Ontology annotation, biological process: protein N-linked glycosylation. The record is from RefSeq and is a predicted model, not a curated record. NCBI's taxonomy places the organism in Eukaryota, Metazoa, Chordata, Testudines, Emydidae. Gene Ontology annotation, cellular component: endoplasmic reticulum membrane. Gene Ontology annotation, molecular function: GDP-Man:Man(3)GlcNAc(2)-PP-Dol alpha-1,2-mannosyltransferase activity.